This is a messenger RNA of Meriones unguiculatus (Mongolian gerbil), 1161 nucleotides long. It is a transcript of the gene Rit2, whose product is annotated as Ras like without CAAX 2. The coding region runs from base 240 to 884 and encodes 214 amino acids. NCBI's taxonomy places the organism in Eukaryota, Metazoa, Chordata, Mammalia, Rodentia, Muridae. Gene Ontology annotation, molecular function: GTP binding; GDP binding; GTPase activity. Gene Ontology annotation, biological process: positive regulation of neuron projection development; Ras protein signal transduction. The record is from RefSeq and is a predicted model, not a curated record. Gene Ontology annotation, cellular component: plasma membrane. The transcript is spliced from 5 exons.
UGCAACAGUGAAGGAUCAGAGGGAGGGGGAGGUAAAGGCAGAUUUUUAUUGGAAGCAAUUGAAGUGGUUGCUAUGAGACCCGCUCCAGCAGAGGACCAGCAGGCGGCCUGGCGCUGAUGGUUCUUGUCAUGCACUAAAGCUUUCCUUUGACACAGUUUUAGAGUUGUUUACUGUCUGAGCCAGCACCUGACACGGUGACUCUUUUUCUUCCUCAUUUUCUCCUCGGUCCCCCGGGUAAGAUGGAAGUAGAAAACGAAGCCCACUGCUACCCUGGCUCAUCAGGCGGGUCCAGAGAGUACAAGGUGGUAAUGCUGGGCGCAGGGGGCGUUGGUAAAAGCGCAGUGACAAUGCAGUUUAUAAGCCACCAGUUCCCGGAUUAUCAUGACCCCACGAUCGAUGCUUAUAAAACCCAGGUGAGGAUUGACAACGAGCCUGCUUAUUUAGACAUCUUGGACACUGCUGGUCAGGCAGAGUUCACGGCCAUGCGGGAGCAGUACAUGCGUGGGGGAGAGGGCUUCAUCAUCUGCUAUUCUGUCACUGACCGACAGUCAUUCCAGGAGGCUGCCAAGUUCAAGGAGCUUAUUUUCCAGGUCCGUCACACCUAUGAAAUCCCCCUUGUGCUGGUGGGUAACAAAAUUGACCUGGAGCAGUUCCGCCAGGUGUCUACAGAAGAAGGCUUGAAUCUUGCUAGAGAAUACAACUGUGCCUUCUUUGAGACCUCUGCCGCCCUCCGAUUUGGUAUUGAUGAUGCUUUUCAAGGAUUAGUGAGAGAAAUUCGCAAGAAGGAAUCCAUGCUCUCCUUGAUGGAAAGGAAAUUAAAGAGGAAGGGCAGCCUGUGGAAGAAGAUCAAAGGCUCACUGAAGAAGAGAGAAAACAUGACAUGAGACUUUGCUUCUGUGUCUUUCCUGUCUCUCCUUCUGGAUUUUAUCAACCAAACAAUUUCUCUCUCUCUCUCUCUCUCUCUCUCUCUCUCUCUCUCUCUCUCUCUCUCUUUCUCUCCCGACAUCUGCCUGCAGGCAAAAAUUAGACUUCUAGAACUGUACGUCUUGAGAUAGUUUUAUUUUGCCUUUAACAGCUGGAUAGAUUUUGUCAAUCAGCUGGAUAAUGCUGUAUAGAUUUUACAAUAUAUUACCAAAUAAAAUUAACAUUCCAAUUGCCUCA